UAUUGGACAAUUUAAUGAUUAUUCAGGUGUUAGGAUAUUUCAGAUUGGCUAUUACGGUACAUAAUAUUGAAGUGUUCCUAUUCAACCAAAUUGCUUGAAGGCCACUGAUUUAGAAAAAUAAGUUACCAAUUUUCAAAUGAGAAAGAAGGUUUAAUACCUGUCGACAGAAAGUCUACCUCUAAAAUUAAUUUGAAAUUUCCUAUUUAUUUUCAAUUACCUAUUUCCAUACCGGAAAUUCCUAAUCAAUGUCAGACCACCUAAUUUUAGUUAGGUCAUGCCAACAUGUUGUUUUGUUCAUUCAUAGAGAAAUCCCCGACGUCAUAAUAUUUCUGGGAAAAUUUUUUACAUUAUUGCUUGAUGUAGCUUAUUGUUGAAUUGUUCGAUAAGUCGACUCCAUAUGGCUUAUAUGUGGAUCGAAUUUUGAACGCUAUAUUUGACAUAUCUUUUUACUUGAAUGAUUCGAAUCUGUCUGAAUCUAUGGGUAUAUUUGUUGCAGUUAUCAUAUUUAAUAUAAUAUAAGACAACGUUAGUAAAGUAUGUGAGCAAUUCCUAUAUCGCUCAUAUUGAAAUAUUUUAGCUUUUAUUGUUUCAGUCGCAUUUAUGUAGUCAUCUUAUAGCGUAAUAAAUAAAUUAACAAGGACUUUCUUUAUGUAAUCACGAUGACUGACAAGAGCCAUCUGAGCCCUAAUCAGUCUGGCCAACCACAACAGAAAGCCAAAGACUCUCCCAAUAUGGUUCUUUAUCAAAAAAUGGAAAAUUUGAUUUCUCGGAUGCAAGAUGGUAGUUCAGGUGUACCUAUCAAAACUGUUAAAAGUUUUCUGACCAAAAUUCCAGAUGUUUUCAGCGGUGAAGACGUUGUCAAUUGGCUGAUGCUGCAAAUGGAUAUUUCAGAAUCAAAUGAAGCUAUACAUUUAGGUUCAUUAGUCGCUGCACAUGGAUACUUCUUUCCUAUUGAUGAUCACGUAAUAACAUUAAAAAAUGAUGGAACUUUCUAUCGAUUUCAGUCUCCUUAUUAUUGGCCCUCAAAUGGCUGGGAACCAGAAAAUACAGACUACGCCGUUUAUCUAUGCAAAAGAACAAUGCAGAACAAGGCGAGAUUGGAACUGGCAGAUUACGAAGCGGAAAACCUAGCAAGACUUCAACGAACAUUUUCUAAAAAUUGGGAACAAAUUUUUACUAGAGCUGAACACGAGGCAAAACAAGAUAGAAAACGAGACAAAAUGCAUCGAAAAAUUUCUGACAGUCAGGAACGGGCAUUUUGGGAUGUACAUAGGCCUGUACCAGGGUGUGUCAACACUACAGAGCUUGAUAUAAAAAAAUCAUGUUGGUAUAAAGACAGAACUAAAAAAUCACUGUAUAAUAAUUCAUCACCACGUAAAGUACCUAACGAUAGUGGUGAUAAGUCUGUAUCCAAGAAGGAUACAGUUGAAUCUCUUAAUAAAGAUAUUGAUUUAUUAAGGCAGCAAUUAGAACGGCAUUGUCUGAAAAUGUCGAAGGUUUGUGAAAGCCUUCUUUCAUAUCAAGAGCAACAGGCAGAAUACGACCCCCAGAUUUCGGAAAUAGAUCCCCCUAACCCAUGGGUAACUGAAGAUGAGCAUUUCUGGGAAGUCAAUUUCAAUGGCAAAGACAUUCCUGUUCAAAUGGCUGCUCGAUGGAAAUUUUCAUUCGGGGAGCUCCUACGUGACGAUCAGGGAAGAGAUCAGUUCAAGAAAUUUUUAGAUAAAGAAUUCUCUGGAGAGAAUCUUCAUUUUUGGCGAGCUUGCCAAGCUCUUAAAUUAGAACCGGUUAAAAAUGUUCGACAGACCGUCGAACGUAUUUACAACGAUUUUUUGUGUCCUGAUUCGCCAUAUGCAAUCAAUAUCGAUUCAAAAUGUAUGGAAACAACGCUGAAAAACAUGGAUAAUCCAGAUAGAUUUUGUUAUGAAGAAGCACAAGAACACAUUUAUCAACUGAUGAAGAGUGACAGUUACGCACGUUUUAUCAAAUCAGAACAAUACAAGGCAUUACUGCAGCCAAAAAAACUGGAAACACGUAAAUUUGGAUUCACACGUACACGUGCUGACUAUAACCCUCUUAGCAAUGAAUCUGAGUGAAUAACCGUCAGGUUAACCGCCCGAAGAAAAUAAGAUUACUGGUGCAAGGGGUGUGAACGUGUAGCGAAUCACUAAAUUACGCAACCAGUUGCAAUGUCUUCACAAUUUUAGUUAUUUUUUAGUAAAAAUAUACCAUUACACUUGUGCAAUGUUUCAUCCCUCGACUGAGCAGAGUUGAUGGUCAUAUUCCACCACAAAAAAAAAAUAAAGUAGAUAACUGUGAACAUUUUGGUAUAUCCAUCUCCAUUAUCACGAUUGUUACAAUCAAACAAAUUUAUUAUUAUUCGUCUAAUUUUAUAUUGUCAUUUUCAAAGAUUCAUUUUUAUAAUAUUGGGGGCCGAAAAUGUCAGAAAAUAGAAAACUAUCUUAGGAUUUCACUUAUAAACAAGUGGUUACAAAUUUGGCUUGCUUUAUGAAGAAUUCUUACUACUAACAAUGAUUUUGAAAUUAUAUGGUAACCAAGCAGCAUAUUGUUCAUUGUUUUAAAUUACUAUCUUCAUUAAGAGUUUGAACAAAAGUUUACUACCUAAUGUUUUAUUAGCGGUUCAAAUUUGUUUAGCUAAAGUUUUCCAGAUGUAAUUGUGAAGAGUUUGUGUGUUUAUUAGUGUAAAGGAUGUCCAAUUCUAACAGCUUUUUUUGAAACUCACAAAUGCAUAUUUGCUUGGUAAUUAAGAGCAUAAAAUUUGUUUUCAUUUAUUUUGUAAUUCAAUCAAUGCACAUUUUUUUCAUCAGAAAUGAAAUUCUUAUUAUAUUCAUACUUGUUAAAGAAAUUGGCUAGUUUUUUUUUAUUUGGCAUGCGCUCGAAAUUUGUUAUCAAGCAUUGUUUCCCACAUCUUAAUCUACCUCAAAUGGACUCUUCAAGAUGGGCAUGCUUUAUUCUUAUGCAGUAGUCUUCACUCUAAUGAGAUAUUAAUUGGAAUACCUGAAAUUAAUUUUUCAUUAUAUCUGAAAUUUUUGUAUUUAAAAACCUGACAGAUCAUUUUUACUUCUGGAAAUUUGCAUUCACAAAUCUUAUCAUAAUUCUAAACACAUAUUUCGUGACAUUACAUGCAGUAUAUAUAUGUAGUGACUAUAAUUUGAAAAUUCAUAUUAUAAAUGCUUGGUUAUUAUACAGUCCUGAUAUUUGUUAACGGUAAUGCCUAUCAAAACCGAAAAGAGCAAAAUUUGAAUUGCAAAUCUAGAUAGUACCGGUAAUUUGCAUGCAUGAGGCAUGAUUGCCAAUUUGCCUAAUUCAAAGAUUAUAUCUUUGAUUUGACUGUUCAAAAUUGGAAGCAGUCACUAUAAUAAAAAGUUUGAAAUUGGCAUCAUUCCUUCUCUGCCAAACAGAACGUCAAUUUAUUGAUUGACAAGGUAGAUAGGUUCAGAACGUGGAAUGGAUAUUGCGUAUAGCUCGUGCUCAUGAAUUAAGCAUUUGCUGCUGCAUAUAGGAGAGUAUCUAGAUCACAAAUCUAUUUUUGCUAUCACAAGUACGUUUCUCCUUUAUUAAAUGCAAAUUAGUUUUUGGUCGUCUUAAGUGUAUGUCAUUGUUUAUUAACGAACAUUUUGGAAGAUUAAAUGUAAUGUCAUGAGCAUAUAAGCUUAUAAAUUAUACUGUUUUAUGUUUAUACUGUAAAGAUAUAAGCUUAAUGUAGUCGAUAUAAACAAACGAUCGCUUUCGCGACGAGCCGUCAAUAAUUAAUGUGUGACAGGCUGGUGCACUCCAGAUACCUUUCAAAAGUAGGCAAUGAUCGAAGGCUAAAAUAUGAAUUUUAGUCAAUGUUUUUCAGAUGUGUGUGCAUUUUUUUUAGUUUUAAUGGAGGUGUACAUUGAAAAAAAAAUGAAAUUGUGCGUUCAAACUGCCAUAUUUAUUGCAUGUCCAAUUAAAUACUGCACUGUGUCCAUUUUAGCAUUUUUUUUUUUAGUUUUUGGAAUAUAUGUGUAUCUAAAUUUAUCCUUUCGAAGUUGAUUGUAUUUGUAAGAAAUAUCUCAUGUAUACCUUCUUAUUGUUAGACUCUUGGAUGAUUCAUUACAAUAGCACUCUGCUUAAUUUGAUGACAAUCUUUUCAAUUGAUUAGAAAUAGAUAGCAGACUAAUCAAUCAAUGGCUAAUUAUAUCCAACCAAUAUAUAUAUAUAAUUUAUAUCUAGACUCUGUGGUAAAUAGCUCUCAAAUUGCGAUACCGUUUUUUGAGAAAAAUGUCUUCUUAAAGAUUACAUACCACCCAGUUUAUUAUGGCAGCUCAUUGAAAUGGGUAACGUGAAUCACCGUCUUAUGAAACUUCCUUGUAUUACGUCACCUGACUUCCUUUAAAUUGAGCAAAUCAAGACAGAGAAUUGUCUCUGAUUAGAAAUUGGCAAUUCAAGUUGCACAUACCACUUGAAUGUGUUUUGAACAGGAUAUUAUUUCGCUCUUUUCACUGUUAUCACAGUUCUCCAAUUGGGUUAUUAUUGUCAUUUGUUUGUUCCUUUUCUGCAUUUACUCAAGAGUAACAAUGAUUAUGUACUGUAACUUAUUAUUAUGAUACUUCUACAUUUCCAUUGACGUGUUAAUAAACCAAGAUUCAAGUUC
Styela clava is the source of this 4639-nucleotide messenger RNA. RefSeq names its product regulator of G-protein signaling 7-like. The record is from RefSeq and is a predicted model, not a curated record. Gene Ontology annotation, biological process: regulation of G protein-coupled receptor signaling pathway; positive regulation of GTPase activity; intracellular signal transduction. Gene Ontology annotation, cellular component: neuron projection; cytoplasm. Gene Ontology annotation, molecular function: GTPase activator activity. NCBI's taxonomy places the organism in Eukaryota, Metazoa, Chordata, Ascidiacea, Stolidobranchia, Styelidae.